GCGUUGGAGCGACGGUAUCAAACCGGACGUCACUGUUUGAAAGAUUGGCGGUCGGACACGGUGCUCUCAAAUGCCUGCUAUGAAUUUGAGUAAAUUAACAAAAAUCUAGUAGAUAUUGUACAUGUUUUAUAUACGAAGGCUAUAGCUGUCGAGAGAGGCAAGAAAGCAGAUCAACUAAGCACACUUAAUCGACUCGUGUGUGUUAUACCCCUGUUGCAGAGGAUGCUUCUCCAGGAUGCAACAGACGGACACGGCCAGAUGGCACUGCUCCAGGUCUUGCUACAGUUGUCUGGAACCACACCUGGACUACAGGUACCGCCUGGCUCUAAGGGUCACCAGAGACAACACCAUAUUUGGGGUGACUGUGUUCGGGAGCUGUCUCAACCCCCUCUUUGGAGCCCCUGCCACCGACCUUCACAGGCUGGUGGAGGAGUCUUCCGGUCCAGUGGGAAGAGAAGGUCAGAGGUCAGGGUGUCGAAGCAGGCUGCUGGUUAAGGCCGUAGAGGACUGCUUCAUUGGAAGACAUUUUGUUUUUGGGAUCAAGAUAUCUGGCCCCCACCCCUACAGGAGAGAGGCAGGCCAGUUCAUCGCCAGUCAGAUCUCUCUGCCCAUGGCCUCUGUUCCAGGCUGCUCUGUGGUCAGUUACUACAGAACCCUCCUACAGCAAGCUGCUCUCUGCGCUGACUGGACAACUGAUCCUAGACCAGCUCCCCAGCCCAGCGCUGACACCAGUACAGCUCCUCUCCUGCUCCACCCUUCUCCUCUCCACAGCUUUGACUCUACACUGCCCUCCUGUGGCCGAUCCAUGUCACUGCAGUGCACCUUAACCCUCACCCCAACCCCGACCAACAUACACAAGGCACCCUGGCAACAGUCUCCGGGGGUGAUCACGUCAUCUGCAGAACAGGAGGAAGAUGAGGGGGGGGGAGAGGAUAAAGGACUGAGUCAUGGGGAGGGGCGACACAUUAGGAUCCGUAGUCAGGGGGAGGGGGGACACAGUAGGAACAGUAGUCGGGGGGAGGGGGAACACAGUGGGAACAGUAGUCAGGGGGAGGGGGACACAGUAGGAACAGUAGUAGUCAGGGGGAGGGGGACACAGUAG
This is a messenger RNA of Oncorhynchus keta (chum salmon), 1102 nucleotides long. RefSeq names its product DNA damage-induced apoptosis suppressor (gene ddias). NCBI's taxonomy places the organism in Eukaryota, Metazoa, Chordata, Actinopteri, Salmoniformes, Salmonidae. The coding region runs from base 236 to 1102 and encodes 288 amino acids. Gene Ontology annotation, biological process: negative regulation of intrinsic apoptotic signaling pathway in response to DNA damage. The transcript is spliced from 5 exons. Gene Ontology annotation, cellular component: cytoplasm; nucleus. The record is from RefSeq and is a predicted model, not a curated record.